AAACCUGGAACAUGGGCACACAACAUCCCUGGCUCACUAGCUUUAAGGCGGGAACACCAACGACAGAGCCCCCGACGCGUCAGCGCACGGACGAGACAAAAACGCCGGCCGCGCUGCCCAGCUGGCUCCCACGGCUCGCCAGCUCGGACCACGCCCUCGCGGGGCCCGCGUGGCAGCCGCUGCACUGUGGCCGCCGUACCUCGCGCCGUCGCGCUCGCAGGGGCGGGACGCGGGAGCGGUGUUUCGAUUCGGUGGCGUUCUCGUAAUAAGGUACGCGAAACGGAGGGCUUUCUAGGCGUCGGGGUAGAUGCUGCAGUGCAGUGCAGUGCGGUGCAGAGGCUCCAAAAAGGACGAGACCAUGGUUGCUGGCUCGCUCGCUCGCUCGAGGGUCGAGUGCGUUUCUAACGCUGCCCACACCACACACCACACACCAGCCUAGUCGAGAAGAAAGAAACCUCCGGUCUCUGGGUCAGGUUCUCGCCGAGCACGCGAUUUCACCCGUCCUUUCGGUUCAGAUCUUGUUUCGGAUUCGACAGGCGAGGGUGGGAGUUAUAGAGGAGAGCCGGACAUUUCGGCGCGUUAUGCUGCCCAAGAGCAAGAGGGUGGGCGACGACGAGAAUGGUAGAUGGAAAUGGAUGAAGUGUUUAUAAUGUACUCAUCCAGAUUGCAAUUUAGCUCAGUCAGACUCUGGUUUUGAGAUGGCCUUGCAGUUGUAGGCAUAGAAGAUGAACACGUCCAUGCUUCUCAGAGGCUGCAAUAUCUGAGCAAAGCUAAUCAGGAGUUGCAACAUAAUAUGCUGUCAAUUAUGAUCAAUUUGGUCUGACGAAGAUUUUCUGCAAACAAAUAGUAAAGCUAAAGCUUGUGGAUACAAGAACUUCAGCAUGACGAAGAAACACAAAAUUAGAAAGUCCAAGCAUCUUUUAGAGAGCAAAAAGGAUGUUGAUGAAAAUGUGGAGAACAUUUUAAGAAUGAUAGAGGAGGAGAACGAACAGACUGAGAAUGAACAAGAUGAUUCUGGAAAUCCCGUCAGGAAAUCAAAGCUAUCUUCCCUUGUGAAGGGCUUCCAUGAGGACUAUCAAUACCUUCACAAGCACUACAAACAGCUAAUUAGCAAACUAGAAACUGCUGGCCACAGUUCCUCAGGUUCAGAUUCAUCUGAUUCAGAUGUGGAAGGAGACAGAUUAGAGAAUAAUGUAACUACACCAAAAGCAGUGUUGAAUGAAGAAAACGGCCUGAACCAUAAGCUUGAUGAGGUUCAUAGCAUGGAAGCAGAAAUCGAGAUGCUAAAACAAAGUACAGAAGAACACACCAAGGAAAUAUCUGAUCUGAAACAGCUACUAGAAAAAGCAAUCAAGGAUAAAGAAGCUACAAGGGGAGAGUUCACUUUAGAGGUUGCAAAUUUAUCAUCUGAGAAUGAAAAUCUGAAAUCAUUAGUUGAAACUGCAAAGAGGGAGGAAGGAGACUUGCUUAACAUCAUAAAAUCUAAGGAGAAUGAGGUCAAAACAUUGUCUAGUGAGAAGCAAACUAUUGAAGAGGAGAGAGAUAACCUGAAGAUGUCAGUUGUAGACAUGAAGAAGGAGAUGGAAGAUCUGAGCAAUCAGCUCAAAGAUACAGUGGAUAAAUGCAGCGUCAUGGCAUCAGAACUAGAGAAGUCCCUGAAGGCUGAGAAAGAAGUGCAGACCUUGUUUGAAGAAAACCAGAACCUGAAGAACCAUAACUUGAUGCUGUCGGUGGAGCAUGAUAACCUGAAAGCACUUCAUCAUAACUUAGAUAUUGAGUGCUGUCAACUGAAGGCAACCAUUGCAGAAACCAAAGCUGAAAAUGAAUCAUUGACCACAGAAAAUCAUUCAGCUGAAAGAAAACUCCAGCAAUUGAGGGUAGAAAUAGAUGGCUUGAUGGCUGAGACCACAGUGAUAAUGAACAAUCUGGACAAGGAACGUAGUACUGCAGCAGAAGAAAAAGAAAGGCUAACAUCAGAAAAUUCUGUAUACAUGAGUGAGUUAGAGGAGGCACAAUCUAAUGUUAAGGAUCUAGAAAAGGAACUGGAGUCAACAAAAAGUGUUCUCAAUAAUCGUAUUGCGGAGCUAUGUAAGGAGAAGAAUUCUACCACAUCAGAGAUAGAACGGCUAGAGGCUUCUUUGAUGAAUCAUCAGAACGAUCUGUCACAACAACUUGAUAGGAUUUCAGAUAUGCAGAAGACUACUGAAAACCUGGAGCUGGCAAAUUCUAACCUGCAUAAUGAGAUUGUAAAAGUACAAGGACAAAAGAAUGAAGCUGUUGCUUCUAUAGUUAAUCUCGAGAGCAUGUUAGAACAGCAAGUACAAGAGAUUGCAAAUCUUCAGGAGGCCAACAAAGAACUCAAAGCAGCAAAGACUGAUCUACAUAAUGAGGUUAUGUUACUUCAACAGGAGAAAAUUGUAGCACUGACUCAGUUACAAGAAUAUGAGGCUCAAAUCAAGAAUCUUCGAAUUGACUUGGAACAGCAGUGCAACCAAAUUUCAGUUAUGCAGCAAGCAAAUGAAGAAACACAGGAUAAAAAUUCUAGCUUGCACAAGCAACUGGAAGAAACUAGGAUUCAUCUGCAAGAGGAGAUCAUUGCAUUACAAGGAGAGAAGGAAGAGGCCAUCAGUAGCUUACAGCAGUCAAAUGAUUCACUCAAGACCCUAGAAGUCCAGUUAGAGCAGCAAAGAGAACAAAUUUCUGUUCUGCAGCUUGCUCAUGAAGACUUGCAAAAUAGCAAUUCCAACCUAGAGAUGCAAUUGGAAGAGGCGAAGGUUAGUCACCAUGCUGAAAUUCUAGCAUUACAAGAUGAAAAGAACAAGAUUAUUUCAGAGUUGCAGCAGUCAGAUGGUUGUAUCAAGAACCUUAGAUUUGAGUUGGAGCAAGGAAAAGAGCAAACCUCAAUCUUGCUUCAUGCUAAUGAAGAUAUGAAGAAUAACAUUUCUGUCUUGGACAAGCAAUUGGAAGAGGUCAGGAGCAGUUUGCAUGCUGAAAUUGCAGAAGUACGUGCAGAGAAGGAGACAGCUCUAUCAGAGUUACAUAUGUCUCAGACUUCCAUCAGGAACUUAGAGAGUGUGGUAGAAAAGCAAACUGAGAACAUUUUAACUCUAGAAAAAGCUAAUGAUAAGUUAAACAAUAAAAUAUGUAUCUUGACAGAGCAAGUAGAACAAGCCAAGGCUGAGCUGCAUAAGGAGGUAGCGGCAAUACAAGAAGAGAAGGAUACAGCACUAACACAAUUAAGACAGUCAGAGUUUUCAAUACAAGAUCUUGAGAAUGAGGUGACACGACUGAAAGACGAACUUUCAAUUCAGCUGGAAAAAAAUUCCACCUUGGACAAGCAAUUUGAAGAAUUCAAGAGCAAGCUGCAUGCUGAAAUUUUAGACCUACGCGCAGAGAAGGACACAUCUCUAUUGGAGUUACAGACAUCUCAGGAUUCUGUAAGGAAUCUUGAGAUUCUGGUUGAAAAGCAAACUGAGAACAUUUCAACUCUGCACCAAGCUAAUGAUGAGUUACAGAAGAACAUCUACACUUUGACUGAGCAAUCACAACAAGCCAAGGAGGAGAUGCAGGAUGAGUUGAAGGCAAUACAAGAAGAGAAGGAUACAGUGCUAACACAACUGAAGCAGUCAGAGACUUCAGUACAAAAUCUAGAGGAUGAGGUGACACGACUGAAAGAGGAACUUUCCGUCCAGCUAGAAAACAAUUCCACCUUGGACAAGCAGUUUGCAGAAGCUAGGAGCAAUCUGCAUGCUGAAAUUUCAGACCUACGUGCAGAGAAGGGCACAUCUCUACUGGAGUUACAGAUGUCUCAGGCUUCUGUCAGGAAUCUUGAGAUUUUGGUCGGAAAGCAAACUGAGAACAUUUCAACUCUACAGCAAGCUAAUGAAGAGUUACAAAAGAACAUCUACACUUUGACUGAGCAAUCACAACAGGUCAAGGUGGAGAUGCAAAGUGAUUUGAAGGCAAUACAAGAAGAGAAGAAUGCGGUGCUAUCACAACUGAAGCAGUCAGAAACUUCAGUACAAAAUCUUGAGAAUGAGGUGAUACGACUGAAAGAGGAGCUUUCUGUCCAGCUAGAAAACAAUUCCACCUUGGACAAGCAGUUUGAAGAAGCCAGGAGCAAUCUGCAUGCUGAAAUUUCAGAGCUACGUGCAGAUAAGAACACAUCUCUAUUGAAAUUACAGACGUCUCAGGAUUCUGUCAGGAAUCUUGAGAUUGUGGUUGAAAAGCAAACUGAGAACAUUUCAACUCUACAGCAAGCUAAUGAUGAGUUACAGAAGAACAUCUACACUUUGACGGAGCAAUCACAACGAGACAAGGCGGAGAUGCAGGAUGAGUUGAAGGCAAUACAAGAAGAUAAGGAUGCAGUGCUAACACAACUGAAGCAGUCAGAGACUUCAGUACAAAAUCUAGAGGAUGAGUUGACACGACUGAAAGAGGAGCUUUCCGUCCAGCUAGAAAACAAUUCCACCUUGGACAAGCAGUUUGCAGAAGCCAGGAGCAAUCUGCAUGCUGAAAUUUCAGACCUACAUACAGAGAAGGACACAUCUCUACGGGAAUUACAGACGUCUCAGGCUUGUGUCAGGAAUCUUGAGAUUGUGGUUGAAAAGCAAACUGAGAACAUUUCAACUCUACAGCAAGCUAAUGAUGAAUUACAGAAGAAUGUCUAUACUUUGACUGAGCAAUCACAGCAAGCCAAGGUGGAGAUGCAGGAUGAGUUGAAGUCAAUACAAGAAGAGAAGGAUGCAGCGCUAACACAACUGAAGCUGUCAGAGACUUCAGUACAAAAUCUUGAGAAUGAGGUGACACGACUGAAAUGGGAGUUCUCCGUCCAGCUAGAAAACAAUUCCACCUUGGACAAGCAGUUGGAGGAGGCAAUGUUGAAAGUGUCUAGCCUACAUGAGAAUCUUGAGAAGGCCCAAGCUGAAGCAGCUUGUCAACUUGAUGGCAUGAGUACAAAAACCAAAGAUCUAGAGGAGACAAUCAAUCAAUUGUCUUCUCAAAAGACUAAGUUGGAGAAGGAUGUGAAAAUUAUGAUUGAAGCAUGCACAGAAAACAUGUCAUGUUUGGCAGGAUUUGAAGAUAGAGUUACACAAAAAAUUUCAGAUCAGGAGGCAGGACUGAAGGUUCUCCACCAGAGCCUUGGAGGGGCUGUUGGUAGCUGUCAGAGGCUUCAGUAUGCAUAUGAUGAGGUGUCCACAAGGGCAUCACAUCUUGAGAUACUUAAGAGGAGUCAGAUGGAGCAGAUUGAUCAGCUAGAGCAGAAAAACACAGAAACUGUGGAGAAACAUCGGCUUCUGGAAGAGGAAAAGUUAUCUGCAAAUAAGGAGAAUAUUAAGCUACAAAAGCAUGUCCAAGACCUUGAAGUUCAGCUCCAGCUAGCAAAGCAGAAGCUUAAAGUUACUGAGGCAGAAAGCAAAUGCAAAGAAGAGAGAUAUGAAGCGUCAGUGGAAGCACUGCGGGCAGAGAUCUGUCAUCUUGAACAAUUAGUACAGCAGUUUUCAGGGAGAGUCAGCUUGCUGGAAGGAACUCUCAUGCAGGUUAAAGGACAUGCUGAGUCAGUGGUCUGUAAAUGGGCUGACAAAUUGGAUGAGCUAGAAACAAUCUGCAGUCAGAAUUUUGUGCUCUUCAUUGACCGCUCAUCUGCAUGUAGUGACGAGCUUAAAAUCCUGAGGAAGAAGGUACAUGAUCAUCUUAAUGAACAGAAGGAACUUGCCAAUGCGAACAACGAGCUGGCUAUUAGGUUCAAAGAGAAAGAAAUGGUGGUGUCAGAAAUGGUGAAGAGUGCUGCUGAGGCACAGACAAAGAUGCUCCAGCUCCAGAAGACGGUGGACGAGAAAGAAGACGAGCUAGCAGCUAGAGUGCAGGAGAAGAGAGAAGCCAUCAAGCAACUGAGCGACACCAUUGUUUACCACAAGAACUAUAGCGAUGACCUGGUGCGCUACAUCCGCAGUCAGAGUCGCCCUCGCCUCCCGUUCUGCCUUUAAAUCUGAAAGUCAAUGAAAGAUGUAAAGGCUUAAUCUAGCUGUGAUUUUUUUUUUUUGCAGUAAGGAGACCAUUGCAAUUUUUCUUAUGUAUCAUAUAUAGGGCUCGAAUACUUUCUGGAGGUAGCCAUAUAUUCAGUGGCUUGUGUAUUCUAUUCGCUACUAAGGGGACUGCUGUAGUAAUUGAUUUAUUCGUUUUGCCUUA
Messenger RNA from Zea mays, 6189 nucleotides. RefSeq lists its product as uncharacterized. Gene Ontology annotation, molecular function: actin binding. The record is from RefSeq and is a predicted model, not a curated record. Lineage: Eukaryota; Viridiplantae; Streptophyta; Magnoliopsida; Poales; Poaceae. The transcript is spliced from 5 exons. Bases 882 to 5987 code for a protein of 1701 amino acids.